AUGGACGGUAAUAGAAGAUUUGCGACUAAAAACAAAAAAGAAAAGCAUGAAGGACAUUCAUUCGGACUUGCCAAACUAGAGCAAGCUAUGGAAUGGGCAUUACAUCUAGGCAUCAAAGAAUUGACAGUAUUCGCUUUAAGCACAGACAAUUUAAAGAGAAGCAAAGUUGAGGUUGACACUUUGAUGCAACUAUGCAAAAACGCAUUUGCUAAGAUGGCUGAUAAUGGUGGAUUUAUGGCGAGAAAUAGCAUCUAGGUUAAGAUCCUAGGUGAUUUAGAGUUUUUGCCUGAUGAUGUUGCUGAAGCGAUGAGAAGAACAGAGGAAUAAACUAAAAACUUCGAUAGAGCGAGACUCAAUGUUUGUUUAUGCUACAAUUCUAAGUAUGAGAUUUUAGAAGCAAUAGACAGAGUGUCUGAUCUAGUAGCCAAGGGUGAGCUUCAAAUGGAAAAUGACAAGAUUAAUGCAGAGGAUUUUGAUAAGUAACUGUAUGGAGGGUUCAAUUGCAAGCCUGAAAUACUUAUUAGGACCAGUAAUGAAAUCAGGUUGAGCAACUUCUUGCUCUACUAGAGUGAUGGUUCUCAAUAUUAGUUCAUUUCCUCAUUGUGGCCUGAUUUUAGCAUUUGGGAUUUCACUAGGGUCAUCCUUGAUUAUUAAUCAGUCGUCUAAUGA
Stylonychia lemnae is the source of this 669-nucleotide messenger RNA. The record is from the annotation of a GenBank genome assembly. Lineage: Eukaryota; Ciliophora; Spirotrichea; Sporadotrichida; Oxytrichidae.